UUUUUGUGUGCGCUCUCUCUCUCUCUCUGUAUUUGUGUUUUUGUUUGUGUGCGCUGACUACAACAACAAACCCCUCCCCUUCGCUUUUCUUUUCUUUUCUUCUUUUAGGAGAGAGAAACACAACUUGUAGAGAGAGAUACAAGAGAAGAAAAGAAGAAGAGAAGAGAAGGGCUUUGUGAGGGGUCUUCCUUCUUUUUCUUUCUCCCCUUAUAGGGUUCAAUUCCAUUCAUUCAGCUCUAAUUUAAGAUUUGUAUGGUUGACUCGGGAGUACGAGCUUCGAACUAGAUAAAGUUUGGGUCUUUGGGGUACAAUCACGGGUUUUAGUUCAGGACAGCCCCUGCUGGUUUGAGUUUCUAGAGGAAUAUUGUUCUCCAUAUGUGCCCAAAACCAGAAUGCAGUGUUUGUCUCGAGCACAUAUCAAAUGCCAUCUGUAAAUAUGAAGAGUGAAGUAAGCACGACUUGUUUAACAGAAACCAAGGAUAUUCACGUCUGUUCAAAAUCAAAAGUAAUUUCCAAAAAGACAUGCUCCAAAGUCAUUAUUUCUGCUGAAGUUGCUGGAAUAGACACAACUAUCCAAAAUUUCUUAGAUGUUUCCUCGGUGACACUGGUAUCCCCCAAGGACAUUGCAAGUGGUGAAUUUAUUGAUAAAAAGGAAAUUCUAACUAAAGAAAAAUCUGAGUCUCAGCUGCUGCAGUCAUUUUCUCUUGAUUCCUCUUCCCUGGAACCAAUCAAUCCCUGUGCAGCAAACAUGGAAGCAAUUUUUUCUACUGCGUUUGAGCCCAUUGAAGUCAAUUCUCAACAUUUUGAUGAAGAUGCAGGGAGCAUUGGUGGUACUGGCAUGUCUGCAGUGAGAGAUGAUGAAAGUGAUGAUAAAAGAAUCAUUUGUGGUUAUGAAACAUUGGAUGUAUCAGACUUCAGCAUUUCUGAUAUGAUCAUCACAAGCUUACCCCUUGACAGAGAUUCUUUUGAUCAUGAUAUCUGUGAGAUCAACUCCUUGUCUGAUUAUAGAUCGUCUGAGCCACCUAUGCUUGAUGCAUCUGAUCAGUACAUGAUCCUGCCUGCUCUUGAAGAUGAUAUUAAAAUUGGCAGUACUUCUGAUGUAUCCUAUAAAGAAUCCAUCACAGUUCAGGAAAAUGCUAGCUUGUAUUCAGCAUUGUGUCAGAUAAGAUCUUGCAAUCAGGAUUCUGAUGUUAAAGACUACUUGGAUAAGACAGAGUGGUUUGAUCCACAAUUGUUCAUAAAGAAUUUACCAGAACUAUCGGAUGCAGAGUCCAAUGAUCUGCCCACCCAGAUACCAAGAUCAUCUCAGAGAAGAAAGUCAGUGACACUAGCGCUUGAUUUAGACGAGACACUUGUUCAUUCUACUCUAGAACACUGUGAUGAUGCUGAUUUCACAUUUACUGUCUUCUUCAAUAUGAAGGAGCACACGGUAUAUGUAAGAAAGAGGCCUAAUCUCUGCACGUUCUUGGAGAGAGUGUCAGAGAUGUUUGAAGUUGUAAUUUUUACUGCCAGCCAAAGCAUAUAUGCCAAACAAUUGCUUGAUAUAUUGGAUCCUGAAGGAAGACUUAUUUCACGUCGAGUAUAUAGAGAAUCAUGCAUUUUUUCAGAUGGAAAUUACACUAAGGAUCUGACUGUAUUAGGUGUUGAUCUUGCUAAAGUUGUCAUAGUUGAUAAUUCCCCUCAGGUUUUCCGGUUGCAAGUGAACAAUGGUAUUCCUAUUAAGAGUUGGUUUGAUGAUCCAUUGGAUUGUGCACUAAUGUCAUUACUCCCCUUUCUGGAGACUCUGGCUGAUGCAGAUGAUGUCCGUCCUAUCAUUGCACAGAGAUUUGGUAACAAAGAAUAAGUAUAUUAUUGACCAAAGUUGGCAGCUUUUGUCAUUUUUUAAACAUAGAUUUAGGAAAAAGCCCUCUAAGUAGGUUCUAAAUUCUCCUUUUCAUUUGAGUUCUUAAUAUGAAUUAACCUAUGCAAUAAACUAUUGGUUAUCCUA
Messenger RNA from Arachis stenosperma, 1987 nucleotides. RefSeq lists its product as uncharacterized. Bases 422 to 1843 code for a protein of 473 amino acids. Gene Ontology annotation, molecular function: phosphoprotein phosphatase activity. NCBI's taxonomy places the organism in Eukaryota, Viridiplantae, Streptophyta, Magnoliopsida, Fabales, Fabaceae. The record is from RefSeq and is a predicted model, not a curated record. The transcript is spliced from 8 exons.